This is a messenger RNA of Esox lucius (northern pike), 3655 nucleotides long. RefSeq names its product vasculin-like protein 1. The record is from RefSeq and is a predicted model, not a curated record. The transcript has 11 exons. NCBI's taxonomy places the organism in Eukaryota, Metazoa, Chordata, Actinopteri, Esociformes, Esocidae. Gene Ontology annotation, molecular function: RNA binding; DNA binding. Gene Ontology annotation, biological process: DNA-templated transcription; positive regulation of DNA-templated transcription. The coding region runs from base 1763 to 3289 and encodes 508 amino acids. Gene Ontology annotation, cellular component: nucleus.
AAUAUAUUAUUUCAGCUGUAAUUCUUUCUAAGCUACAUGAAUGUUUAUAGUAGACCGAUAUACAUAUUGUUAAAUCUACUCCCAUUCCCAACCCUUUGAAAACACCCUGCAACGCGGCUGUCUGAGGUUACAAAUAAAUGUUCAAGAACUUGAACGUACCCCCGGUAAGCUGCACGAACGGGUUCCUAAAACCCAAACAAACACCAAAACGCCAAUGGACAGGAGGGACAUAGCAUGAAGAAAGUAUUACAACGCUAUUCGUCGAUGGAAUAUUAAUAGUCAAAAUAUAUUUUUGGGAAUAAUAUUUCGUGAAAAGGGUAUUGCUUGAUAUAGAAGGUCCCCUUCUGCAGAAGUUUAGAUAUUACUACAUGUGAAAGCAAAUCUACAACAGAAUCGAACCGAACAGAACAUAUUUGGAUUAACUGCACAGAACCUGUCCUUUGUGUUGAGCUUUGAAUCUUAAACCAAAUUAAGUUCACAACUAUCUGACACAUGCUCCAUUUGUUUCUUCGCUUUAUUUGCUUUGAGGAAAGGAAAAUAUUUGUGUUUGCGUUUCAGAGGUUCCCUCGUUUAUGGAAAAUCUUCUAUUUGUCACUUGACAAAGGAGUCCGAGGUGCGUUGUGACCCUGCUUUAAGAGCUGUUUCGCUGUCAGUGCUCCAUCAUCUGUGAAAUCUGGGCUAUUGCACUGUCUUCCCGCAACCACACAACCACGGCUGAUUCUACCAGCAGUUAACAGAUACAAAUAUAAUAGGACGGAUGAAGAGAGCGACCAACCUAACCAGCCAUUGAGACACUGUUGUCCUUAGCAUGCUUUCUGAUUUCACUGACCACUGUUGAAGAUUGUCAGAAAUGUAACAUUGGAUUCUACUGCCUUUACUGUCAUGUGACUUUAAUACUAGACACCUUUUUUUUUUCUUCAACACCGGACAGCCUUUGACUAGUUUAAUGUGGUGAACUGUUUAAGUUACCUUCUUUGGAAUAAAAAGACUGUCUCUAAAUCAAUUUAUUUUCUGCAUGUGUUGGGGUAUAGCCUAAAAUGACUUGGUGAAAGGUGAGCCUUUCAGUCUUAGAGCUGGCACUCAUUGGAAGGAGAAGAGCCGGGACCUUCUUCCAGCCCUUCUGAUGUCAUUGUGGAACUGUCCUGUUCACACUGACAGAGUUCCAUGCCCCAGAGCUUCCAAUCUAUUCAGACAACCAGCACCUGCCUCUUCCAUUGGACAGUUUACCUUCCAGUCUACUGAGCCCACCAAUCGGAACCUUCAGUUGACACAUCAAGCAGGUUCCAUGUGUCUCUGCUCCUGACAAAGAAUCCUACCUGCUUUAUUUGAGUGAUCAGAAGGAAUUGUGGUGGUACCGGCAUUCAUAAACCGUUGUCUCACAGCAUCCGUAUCAGAAGUCCAAAACCAUCAAGUCCACCUCCUGGGUAACUUUACCCCUGAAUAAACCCCAGGCUUCUGGAUCAUCAUUCCAGAUCAUCCCAGAACUCUGUGACCCGUCUCCCCACAUUUCACCCUGGACGACGGGGUCUGCCUCUGGGGAAAGGGGCUGUUCUGUCCUGGAGGAGGGGGGCUCGGCAGCGGGGUACUGCUCUCCACCACCCCCUCUGUGACCAGUGGUGUGUCUGUGAGCAGGCCAAAGGGAACACACCCACAGGGGAGGGGGUGUGAGACGCGGAGGAGAGGACUUCAGAGCCCAAAACUCUGGGGAUCCUUGCCAUGAGGUUUGAUGCCUCGAUCCACUGACCAGAGACACUGGACCUAAAUGGCGCAGCAUGACUUUGUUCCUGCCUGGCUUAACUUCUCCACGCCCAAGCCUGCCAAGUCCCCUGCCGCCAGCCUGGAGAAGCAUGGUAACCCCCGUCACCACCGAGACAGCCGCGCUGGGAGCCGCCGCCGUCACAACUCCUCCGACGGCUUCUUCAACAACGGGCCCCUGCACACUCCUGGCGGUGACGGGUGGCAGCAGCCUUCUCUCCUCCUGAGGCAUGACUCUGUGGACUCUGGGGUGGCCAAGGGGGGGCACGGUGGCCUGGCAGGGGUUUCCAGCUGGAAGGAGGCUCCUCCCACCGGGCACAGUGCACCCCGGGGGGCCCAGGAUGGGCACCACCACCUGGGACGCCACCCCAAACGCAUCGGACCCGGGGCGGGGGACAGGCAGGGGGGGCACCGGCAGCGCAACGGCAACUUCCAUCCCCGCAAGAGUGCCCCCGGGACCCUCUACCAGGACAGGUUCCCCAACGAGGAACGCAAGCUAAAGUUUGUGGAAGAGGACUUUCCCUCCCUUAACCCUGAAACAACUGGAAAGCUUGGGAACCAGACGAGGCCAGUGGCACCACAUGCUGGAGUAUGGGAGAACCCUCCUAGUGGAAAACAGACGGUGUCUAAAAUGCUGGUGAUUAAGAAGGUUUCCAAGGAGGACCCGGGAUGCACUGCCUUCUCUGCUGGUUUCGCCAGCUCUGGAGCCCCGCCGGUCAAUGGCAGCAAAGCCCCUCCCACCAUUGCUAGCUCCACACACUCUGUCUACAGGAACCUGAUGCCCAAGCCUGCUCAGGUGCCCACCAAGCCCCCCCAGUGGAAGCCAAGCGGGAGAGACUCCACCAAACCUGGCCUCCACCUGUCCGGACGAGACUCUGUGUUCACCAGCCCUGUGUCUGCAGCUAAGCCUUCUGCCACCGCCACCGCCACCCAGCUACAUACUCACAACACCCCCAAAGAGCAGCAGCCCUCCAGUACCACUCCUCCCAUAGACAUCGGCCCGUCGGGGCGGCUGAAGCUGAUGCGGCGUGGCCCCGACCGCAAGAGUGACUUCCUGCGGACCCUGAAGGACGAGUGCACUGCCGACCUGACCUCUAGCACCAGCCCUGGGACUCCCGGACAGGUUGAGAACAGUACCCCGGAGCCAAAAGCCUACAGCCAUGAGAACGGCCUGUCUCACUCCCUCUCACUCAGCGACUCAGACACUGAGCACCUGUCCAGCUCCCUGGAGGCAGAGCACAGGUUAUUGAAGGCCAUGGGCUGGCAGGAAUAUCCAGAAAACGAUGACAGCUUCCUGCCCCUGACUGAGGAUGAGCUUAGAGAGUUCCAGACCAAAACUGAACAGCUGAAGAAGAACGGGCUCCAGAGGAACGGGCUCCUGCCCCGGGGCGCGCGAGGAGUCACGCUCCACUUCACUCCCUGGAGGUGUGUGGCUGAAGCCCACCUGGAAGAGGAUGAGGGCUCAGAGUCGGAAACCAGCAGCAGCAGCCAGACCUCAGAUGAUGAUGACGUCAACGACUACAUUAAAACCUGACAAAGUGGCUUUACACACCCAACCUUUCUUCUUCGUUUUCAAAACACCCGUUUAGACUGUUUGUCAUUUGUGCACAAGGGAAAACCAAUCACAUCCUAGUGGAGGGGGAAGGUCCUGCUUUGCCAUGCAGACAUCUUUUACCCUGCGUUGCCUCCUUCACUUCACUUCCUCCUUUCUUUCCCCUUUUCUUCCUCCUCGCUUUAUGGAACUGAGUGUUCGUCAAGAAAAGAAGGGCAAUGCACAUACGAUUCUGCUUUAAACAGACUAACUUAUCUCAUUGAUGAUGCUGACUACGACGUUAAUGAUGUUAAUAAAAUGGGUUCCUGACAUGCUGAAAUGUUUCGAUAUGAAUCAGGCCUUGCUUGU